AUGGUGCAGCCCUCUCUCCUUCUCCUCCUCACUCCACUCGCCCUCAUAAUACCUCUCCUCCGUCCACUCCUCGGACGGCCCCAAGAACAUGCUCCCCCACUGCGGGAAGUGGACCAGCGCCACAGGCAGCGUCCCUGCCACCGCCAUCAACCCCAUGUAAGUCAGCCCGUCACCUGCGGAGAAUCGGGUGGACGAGAAGAACACCAGUUGGGCCAGCCCUCCCCCAAAGUUGCCGCCGGCCCCAGUCAGGCCCGAUAUGAGGCCCAGGGCCCGUCGGGAGACAAAGGGGAUGAUGCCGUGGCCCCGCAGGCGGACUGUGCCCCCAUCGAGAAGAGGAGCAUGGAAAGUACUGCCAGGGGUAGGGACUCCGCCUUCCCCAGCCAGAUGCAGAAGCUGCCCCCCAGGGUUUGGAACACCCACAGUACCCACAAGCGGCCACGCAUCCCGAAUCGCCGGGCAGCCAUGUCAGAGGCGUAG
Molecule: messenger RNA, 477 nt
Organism: Striga asiatica
Lineage: Eukaryota; Viridiplantae; Streptophyta; Magnoliopsida; Lamiales; Orobanchaceae
Source: the annotation of a GenBank genome assembly